GUCAGUGGUGGUGGGCCCCUCGUCGUCGUCGACGCCGACCAAAACAUGUCUCGCCUCGCUUCGAAGCGACUUCGCAUGUUAUAGCUUCUCCCUCGGAUCACUAUCGUCGUCGCCCUCGUCCUCCUCUUCCUCUUCCCACCCCUCCCCCGGAAGAGUCGGAGACGAGAGACUUCGCUAGCGAAGGACACGAAGAGGUGCGAUUCUAGGGUUCGGAUCUUCGUAUCUUGGCUCCGUCCCUGUCUCCGGCGGCGGCGGCGGUGUGUCAGUGGUGGAGAAGGGGCGAUGGCGCGGAGCAGGUCCUCGUCCUCGUCGGCCCGGUGGCGCUACCUCCACCCCUCGUACUAUCUGAAGCGGCCGGCGCGCCUCGCGCUACUCUUCGUAGCCUUCGUCUUCGCCACCUUCGCCGUCUGGGACCGCCAAACCCUAGUCCGCGAGCACGAGGUUGAGGUUGGAAGAUUAAAAGAUCAAUUAAAUCGGCUUCAAGAUCAGUUGAGGAAAGUAGAGAAUCGUUUGGAGAGCUCAGAUGAACACUUACCAGGUGUUAAACUAAUGGAGAAGGAUCUUGUAAAACUCGAUCCCCUUAGUGAUGAAAGGAGAGAAAAAGUGAAGGAGGCUAUGCUUCAUGCAUGGAACUCUUAUGUGACAUAUGCAUGGGGCCAAGAUGAGCUUCAGCCGCAAUCAAAGAAUGGUGUCAAUAGUUUCGGUGGUCUUGGAGCUACACUUGUUGAUUCUCUUGAUACGCUCUACAUAAUGGGCCUUGAAGAUGAAUUCCGGAAAGCUAGAGAUUGGGUUGCAAACUCAUUAGAUUUCGAGAAGGAUUAUGAAGCAAGUGUCUUCGAGACAACCAUAAGGAUCCUUGGUGGACUCCUUAGUGCAUAUGAUCUCUCAGGGGAUGAUGUAUUUCUUGAGAAGGCUAAAGACUUAGCUGAUAGGUUGCUACCAGCAUGGAAUACAACAUCUGGUAUACCAUAUAACAGAAUUAACUUUGCUUAUGGCAGAGCUCAUAAUCCUGGAUGGACGGGGGGAGACAGUAUCCUGGCAGAUUCUGGCACUGAGCAACUUGAAUUCAUUGCUUUAUCACAGAGGACAGGAGAUCCCAAAUACCAACAGAAGGUUGAAAAUACUAUCAAACAACUCCAGAAGAUAUAUCCUAAAGAUGGUUUGCUUCCAAUUUUCAUAAAUCCUCAUUCAGGGACUCCAUCAUACUCGACAAUUACAUUUGGUGCUAUGGGUGAUAGUUUCUAUGAGUAUUUACUUAAAGUUUGGAUACAAGGGAACAAAACCGACGCGGUGAGGCAUUACAGAGAAAUGUGGGAGACUUCAAUGGAAGGCCUGUUGAGCUUAAUUAGGAAAAGUACUCCAUCUUCUUUCUCAUAUAUCUGUGAGAAGAAUGGUGAUACUUUGUCCGACAAGAUGGAUGAAUUAGCUUGCUUUGUUCCUGGAAUGUUGGCUUUAGGAGCUUCUGGCUAUGGUCUAGAAAAAGACCAGAAAAUGAUGACUCUUGCGAAAGAGCUUGCUCGGACUUGUUAUAAUUUCUACCAAUCAACACCAACAAAAUUAGCUGGAGAGAAUUAUUUCUUUCAUUCUGGACAGGACAUGAGUGUGGGCACAUCAUGGAAUAUACUUAGACCAGAGACUGUCGAGUCUCUUAUGUACCUCUGGCGUUUAACUGGAAAUAAAACAUACCAAGAUUGGGGUUGGGACAUUUUCCAAGCAUUUGAAAAGAAUUCACGCAUAGAGUCAGGAUAUGUUGGACUUAAGGAUGUAAACACAGGUGUAAAGGACAACAUGAUGCAGAGCUUUUUUCUCGCGGAGACACUCAAAUAUCUCUACCUCUUAUUCUCGCCGCCUUCAGUCAUCCCCUUGGAUGAGUGGGUUUUCAACACAGAAGCACAUCCCUUCAGGAUUGUCACCCGCCCCAAUAAAGAAGAUACAUUAGGAGGUACAAAUAGAAAAUUUAUUCCCAAGCGCGCUGUCAGGCCAUUUGGGAGGAAGCAAGGAAGACCAGAGUAAAAGCGAGCUUCAAGUAUGAACUUCAGUCUACCAACAACAACUUAUUGUGGGUAAACUGUAUGAUUAGUCCCUGUUAUAGCCCAAUAUUGCUAUUUAGUUCCUGAGCUUUUUAUUUAAAAGCACGUAAAAUAAUCCCGAAGCUUCUCGUAUAUUGCAAUGGCAUCCUUGGCACUAGACAAUAUUUGAACUUCUUUCAAUAAAAUUGCCUCUUUAGCCCCAUUUUAAGUACACUGAAAUAGUGAAGUCAUUUUACAAAAGGGAUAAAUGGUCUUUUACAGUAAAUAUAGAUUUUUUUUUCCUUCCCACAUACAGUGAUGUGAAUUACCAUAUAUGAGAAAGUUCGGGAGCUGAUGUGUUUAAAUGAGAAGUUUGGGGAGACAAAAGUUGCAAUAUCUGCUAUAGUACAGGGACUCUCCCUUCAUUGCCCUUUUCCACUCACCCAUUGAUUUGGUGGACCUUGAUCUGAGAAGAGCACAUGUCAUUUGUCUAUUGUUUCCAGGUAAAACUAUAGGUCUAAUUUCUACGAAAUUUGAUUAUUUAAAGGUAUUUUCAAGCUAGAAAUGAGAAGCAUCUGUGGAAUCUUUUGUUACUGGCGGUACAGAUGAUAUAUUUAAGAGACCUGUGAGAACUUCAGGUUCAGUGUUUAAUAUAUUCGUUAGUUAUUCUGCUGACCAUGAAUGUUACCAGUUAAUGAACUUAAGCUCUAUUUCUAUAUCCUACCCAGUAUUCCAAAGUACGCCGCACCAGUUGUUUUGAAUCUUGUACAGUCGUUUUUGUAUGUAUGCAUGUCAAAGUGAAUGUUCAAAAGUUAAACUCCCAUUCUUUCA
Molecule: messenger RNA, 2840 nt
Organism: Ananas comosus (pineapple)
Lineage: Eukaryota; Viridiplantae; Streptophyta; Magnoliopsida; Poales; Bromeliaceae
Product: mannosyl-oligosaccharide 1,2-alpha-mannosidase MNS1-like
Exons: 14
Coding region: 283-2013 (576 amino acids)
Biological process (GO): N-glycan processing; carbohydrate metabolic process
Cellular component (GO): endoplasmic reticulum; Golgi membrane
Molecular function (GO): calcium ion binding; mannosyl-oligosaccharide 1,2-alpha-mannosidase activity
Source: RefSeq, a predicted model, not a curated record